Messenger RNA from Pseudomassariella vexata, 1937 nucleotides. RefSeq lists its product as uncharacterized. The transcript has a single exon. The coding region runs from base 276 to 1649 and encodes 457 amino acids. The record is from RefSeq and is a predicted model, not a curated record. Lineage: Eukaryota; Fungi; Ascomycota; Sordariomycetes; Amphisphaeriales; Pseudomassariaceae.
CUUCAAAUUCCGAAUUGGCUUCGGCAAUAAGUCGCGUCUGUUGACCAAGGCAGCUGCCAAUUUCCGUCGACCUAAUUGCUUUUUUUACUCGGCAACUUUUAUCAAAUUCACCGAAACGUCACUUGCCAGCGGCACACCCAUUGCCUGGCAGUCAAGGGAUUUGGUGUACAAACCUUGUACGCUGAAACGCCCACUGCCACCCCCCUCACAACUCGCAGCGUCUGCUUAUUCGACUUUGUUUCGCUACUUCCUCAUUUCAUCAUCCACAUACCGCAAUGUCACUGACGGCACCAAUCGCGAAAGACAACUUCGCCUUCGCGAAUGGCGAUCUCUUCGCCGAAGCUUCGGGUGGUAAUCGCCACCGUCGAGCAACUGCUGCCGAACUUAAGACUCAUUUCAAGUCUGGCAAUGAUAAGGACCACCCAGCACACUGGUUUGAAGCCCAGUGCCUCCAUUAUGGACUUCCGCCGUCCAAGACCAAAGCUGUGGCGCGCAUGAGGCUGUACGAUGCCGUCAAGGGGGGAAGCUUGUCAGUUCCCGCGAGCGUCCAGAAGCUUGAGACAGAGCUGAAGAAGGAGUGGACCAAGAAGGAUCGCGAAGCCAAGAAGGCGCUCAAAGGCUCUACGACAGUUGCGAAGACGGCCACGACGACGACGAAGGCUGCUGGGACCAAGCGCAAAGCCGAAAACGUUGACCUCACAGUCGAUGUUGGCGGUAUUCAGGUCAAGCUGUCGACCAACAACGGAGCAAGAGAGACGGCUGCCAAGAAGGCGAAGACUACAACUGCUGCUAUGACUGCUAAGAGUUCCACCCCCAAAGCGAAAGCCUCAGCGACCAGUGCAUCCAAAGCUACCAAGGCUACACCCGCACCCAAAGUGAAAGCAGUGAAGCCGGAGAAGGAAAAGCCAGCUUCGAAACCUUCCGCCUCUGCCAAAUCGUCCCCUGCCAAGCAGACAGCUCAUCGACGCGGUACGCAGACUCUUCGAGGUGGCAUUUCACAAGGUCCAGGCAGAAAGUCUGCUGCGGCUUCCUCUUCAAGCCCUGAAAAGCCAGCAAGAACCAAACAAACAGCCCGACGGAGCGGCUCGUUCGUGGCAAGAGGACGGAUUCCCACUGGCGGCAUGUGCUACGAAGAAUCUCCCCCGCCUUACUCCGAGUAUGCCGACGACGACUAUGACGAUUACGAAGAAGAUGCCCCACUGGCCCCCUUGGGUCUCCUCAAUGGCCGCUACGAAAUCAAGUCUACCGAAGUCUCCGAACAAUGGACCCAUUAUGGACAAGACUUCGGUCUCAUCUUGACCCUCGCGGGCUCUAGCAUGUGGGGAAGCUUUGACCUUGGCGUUAUCGAAGGUGUGCUGUUCAUAGAGAGACGCCCGUACCAAUCUUCCCACGAGCCCAUUCACUUCAAGUGGCGAGGCCGCGAAGACCAGGGCCCAAUGCUGUAUGGUAACCAUAACUCGGGCUGGAUCAAAUUCCUGGGCGAUGGACGAGUCGAGGGCGAGUUUGACUACCAAUGCAUCGAUUUCAGGGGCAAACGGGCGCCUGGUCAGGGUACCAAGAGCGAGAUUGAUGCUAGAAUUCUGGAGAACGAGUGGGAUGGGUACAACGAGAGAGAGUACGAGGCCGAGAAUCAAGCACGCUGGAAUUAGGAAGAUAAAAACUAUUGUUGGCAGGCACGUUGGUUUAGCUGUUUGGCGAGGAGCUGCGUACUUGACAACUUGCAAGAUCCGCCGUUGGGCUUGGCGCUAGUCAUCUUGAGCGAGCGGUCAUUUGUUCGUUUGAUUGUAGGAUUUGAUUUAAUUUUUGUCUGAGAUGCCUAGUACAAGCUGGAGUUAUCCUGCCUUGUUUGAAAGCGUGUGUGUGUGUGUCUGUCUUGAAAAUACUUGUCACCAGGGAGAACGAUAGCCCGCUGCACGGUAGAUAUCCCGCAAGGAAUC